Molecule: messenger RNA, 2310 nt
Organism: Linderina pennispora
Lineage: Eukaryota; Fungi; Kickxellomycota; Kickxellomycetes; Kickxellales; Kickxellaceae
Exons: 3
Coding region: 1-2310 (769 amino acids)
Biological process (GO): long-chain fatty acid biosynthetic process
Cellular component (GO): fatty acid synthase complex
Molecular function (GO): fatty acid synthase activity
Source: RefSeq, a predicted model, not a curated record
AUGCAGAGAAUUAACAUCAGCCUAUGUGGAAAAUGCUGCAUACCCAGAAUUCCAAGCGAAGCACUUUGUCAGGCGGAUACCAUGCAAAUUUAUAAUCAGCAAUUGCAAAUACUGCGAGCCAUUUAUAUGUGCGCUCAUUUGGCAGUUGAUGUUGGUCAAUUUUCUCAUUUGCAUUGCAAAUAUUGCGCAUUUCAACCACCCAAGAACCAGCUCUUACUGAACACACUUUCAAGCAUUUCCUGCAGAAUGGAUCUCUUUCCCUGCAUGAUUGCGCUCGCAUCUGGCGGAGUAUCAACAAAUAUUCCUAUUCCUGGCGACAAUUUCUCUAUUGCCAAGAGGCUCGCUACGUCUUUUCUGGAUGGCAGCCCUCCUGCUGUCUCCACAGAAAUUGAACUUAUCGCGCUCUUUUUGGAGUACUGUAGCCCCCGCAAUCCCGAUGUGGCUGUUGCCGUGUUCCUUCACAUCCACCAAGGAUUCUGUGCCGAUGAGAACAUCCAUGUGGUUGUCCAGCGGCUGAAUCUAUCUGCUGAGCAAGCGGGCACUGUCCUGAAAGGGUAUUACUCGGUCUGGAACAUCCUUGAGGUGCGUCAGUUGGUGCCCGAGGUCCCUGCUCCUGCCAUCUUUUCUGACUCUAACACCAGGCUUGCUGCCAUGUUUGGUAGCAUUGGCGGUGCCAACAGCUAUCUUGACGAAGCAGCAUGGCUUCUCGAUGUAUACGGCCCGCUACUAUCAGAUUUUGUUGCCCAUAUGUCUGGCUUCCUCAAGCGCGUAUCUUCCGACCCAAUGUUUGCAAAGGCCUAUUCAUGCCCCCUGGAUAUUGCUGGCUGGCUUGCUUCUCCCGAUACAGUGCCUGGCGCCAGGUAUUUGCUGACUGCACCAGUUAUUUCCCCCAUGCUAGGACUAAUUCAGGCUAUGCAUGUGGUUGUCUUGUACAAGACGCUCAAUAUGAGCCCUGGCGACCUUGUCUCACGCUUUAAUGUUGCAAUCGGACACAGCCAGGGUCUAACCAUGGCUGCUGCCUUUGCUUCUGUGACUGACGAGGCAUCAUUCUAUGCUGUUACUGAACGUAUGCUCAGUAUUUCCCUUGCGAUAGCAGUUAUUGGCCAACUGAAUUUUUCACCAGAUGCCUCAUAUGGGGACAAAUCAGAAUGUUCGUUACCCACUGGCAACUUGUCCGUGCCGAUGAUCUCUAUUCGUGGUCUGACCAAGGAUAUGUUGGAGCCAUUCGUUGCUGCGUUUAAUGCAAACUGCAUGGUCGAGGAUUCGAAACACACUGCCCUGCCGACAGAGGAUCAGUCGCGCGUUCAAUUUUCCCUACGCAAACCAGCUGCAAUCGUUCUUCCGCUCAACAUGACGCUUCCAACUCACUGCGCUAUAAUGGCAGAUGUUGUGCCGAAGGUGUAUGAGGUUGUCACCGCAAAGGGGUGGGUCCUCAACGCUGACACUCUUCGUAUUCGAGUAAACGCUGGUAUGGAUGGUCACGAUCUUCGUGAUGAAGUAGACCUUACUAAGUACUUGAUUGGCAGUGUGUUUCUCUAUCAUGUCAACUGGCCUGCAGCUGUCAACAGCACCGAUGCCACACACAUCGUCGACUUCAGUCCUGGCAGGUUCAGUGCUUUUGGGAAAUACACUAGGGACAUCUUGGAUGGCUACGGAAAAACUGUUAUCAGCACCAGUGCACUUAUUUCUGACACCCAGUCACGCAUGGGAUCCAAGGCUGAUUUGUUCAAGCAGAAUAUUUCCGAUGUCUUCUCAGCGCCAAACUGGCAGAGUGCGUUCGGUCCACGCCUUGUUCAAACCGCGCAUGAGGGUCAGCUUCAUAUUCGCACCCGCAUGUCACUCACUCUUGGACUUCCACCAGUGAUGGUUGCAGGAAUGAUCCCGACUAUGUCCAACGAGCACUUUGUCGCAGCUAUCAGCAAUGCUGGGUACCAUGUCGAGCUUGCUGGUAGUGGAAUCUACACUGAAGCGGGGUUCAGAAAAAGGGUUGAGAAUUUGGUCAACCUCCUUGAACCAGGUAGUGGAUUCGCCGUCAACACAGUCUACAUGAACAAGAAGCAGUGGACAUUCCAGUAUCCUAGUAUUCUGCGUAUGCGGCGGGAAGGAGUGCCAAUCACAGGGCUCUGUAUUGGCGCCAGUGUUCCCUCGGUUGACGUUGCUAACGGCAUAAUCGCAGAGUUGCGUGACGCGGGAAUACGCCAUGUUGCGUUCAAGCCCAGGUCAGUCGCUACAAUUCUCCAGACACUUGCGAUCGCCAGGGCAAACCCAGACUUCCCUGUCAUUAUUCCAGUGGACUGGCGGUCGUGGUAG